AAGCAACAGCAACCCGAAAACAGAGUGAGUGAGCAUGAGUGGGAGAGAGAAGUUAUUGGAACGUGAAGCUCUCACAAUUAAUUUUGUCACCAGCAAGCUCUGACAAGCGAAGAGAGGGAGUGUGUUACACGAGGGAGCUGAAGGAGUGUCUGAACGACUUUUUUACUGAAGCCAAAAACAAAUUAAAGAGGACAAACAGAAGAGAAGAAGCAUUUGCACUACAUCUACUGCUGUUACUGCUGCGGUUCACGUGCUUUUACUGCCUGGGCACUCACGGACGGUUCAUUCGUUUCACUCUUUUUGUUUACUCCAUCUGUCACUCGAAGCUUGUGGGUUGGACGUGGUUAGUUUGAUUUUCCUGACAUCACCAGGGCCCAAACGUCAGGGUAUUUUCCAAGAGGAUCUGUUUUCCUUUCAUUUCCUCUCAGUGAAACGAGAUGUGUAUGAGAGCAGUGUAAAUGAAUCUUUCCACUUGCCUUUGUAGUGGGAAAGUCUUGUUUGGAGAGAAAACGUGGUUGUAGUCUUUAAAGAGCCAUGUUAAACAUCUAAAAAACACUGUUACUUGUUUUUACUGAUGGAUUGUGAGCAUAAAGUUAUGACACUUGCUUAAACUUCUUUGCUAUGUUUUGUUUUGAAUGGUUUACAGCAUUGCCAGAGCUUCUUUUCCUAACAUGAUGUCUGCAUGUUAAAUUAAGUAUUUCUGUUUUCUGAUUAUCUGGAUGCUUCUGGAAACUUAAUCUAAGAUUUCUUAAGUGGACACAGCCAUUUGUCUUGUUACGAAUGCAGGAUGCAACAAGAUGAGGUUGUCUGGUUUAGUGAAAUAGUUAAGCAAGACUUAUUUAGAGGUUUUUGUGUGAGAUGACAAAACAUCAAGUAGGCUAAAGCAUCAAGACCAGAGAAGCUUGGAGGGGUAAAGAGGAAAGUUAGUGAGAAAACAAGGUUACAGACGAGCCAUUAUAUCCGGACCUCUACAUGUUUUCACAGUGAGAAACUAGAGGAGAGAAAAAUAGUCAGUCCAGACACAUGGAUUUGAACAAGCAUUUCUGUGUUGACUUACUGCUAGCAGUGAGUCUGUGAUAAAGUUGUGCUGAAAGGAACAACAUUUCUGUUUAUGUGUGUAUAUGUUUUUGUUUUGUUUUUACAGAUUUAUGCUUGCAUAUAUUCAUCGUGUAGCCUACUAAUUGCAUGGUCUUUGUGUGUCUCUGAGUUUGUUUAUGUGGGAGAGUGGUUGCUCCGGUUAACUAAACUGCUCAGUGCUGUCUGGAUGGAGCUCUGAAACAGCCAGGAAUUUCCCAUAUUAGACAGACAUCAGCUGUUCUGUUGGCUAUUAUUCAAGGUGCUUUCCAGAAUCAUCUUCCUCAGGUAGCAUCACCUUGAUAACCUGCUACACUACUGUGUCUAUUUGAUCCAAAGGCUUAAAUACAGCCUCUCUCCUUACUUAAAACAGUUCCAAUAGACAGUGUGGGCACAGAUUUGGCACCAUGAGAUUCGUUUGCUUGGUACUGACGGCCUUGUGCAUGGUGGCUGGAACGGGCAGUAUGUCCACCUGCAAGACUCUGGACCUGGAGGUGGUGAAGAAAAAACGCAUUGAGGCUAUCCGUGGUCAGAUCCUCAGCAAACUGCGCAUGGCCAAAGAGCCAGAAUCUGAGAUAGACGACGAUGGACAGAAGAUCCCAGAUUCCUUGCUUUCUUUGUACAACAGCACUGUUGAACUGAGUGAAGAAAUGAAGCUGAACACUGUCCCUCUGCAGGCUGAAGAUGAGGACUACUUUGGCAAAGAGGUGCACAAAUUCGUCAUCAGGCAAGCUCAGAAUGGCACAAAGCAUCAGAUGUUUUUUAACAUAUCAGAGAUGAGACAGAGUAUUCCAGACUUCCGGCUGCUGUCUCAAGCGGAGUUACGGCUUCGGAUUAAGAAUCCCACCAUGGACCAAGAGCAGAGGCUGGAACUGUAUCAUAGAGUAGGUGAUCAGGCUCGAUAUCUGGGCACACGCUUUGUCUCCAAGGAUUUGUCCAAUCGCUGGCUCUCGUUUGACGUGAAACAGACGAUGACAGAAUGGCUGCAGAGUUCAGAAGAUGAAGAAAGUUUAGAAGUGAGGUUAUACUGUGGCUGUAAGACAGACCUGCAGAGUACAGAUAAAUUCCUCUUCACUAUAUCAGGACUAGACAAACAGAGAGGUGACACUGCCAGUCUGGCAGAGAUGAUGGUGAAGCCUUACAUUUUGGCUUUAUCCUUGCCGUCUAAUGGCAACUCCCUUGCAUCCGCUCGCAGGAAACGAGAUGUUGGCACUGAUGUAACUUGUGAUGAAAAAACAGAGACCUGCUGCAUGCGUAAGCUUUACAUUGACUUUCGGCAAGAUCUGGGCUGGAAGUGGAUCCACAAGCCUAAAGGAUACUAUGCUAACUACUGCAUGGGCUCCUGCACCUACAUCUGGAAUGCUGAGAACAAAUACUCUCAGAUUUUAGCCUUGUACAAACACCACAACCCUGGUGCAUCUGCUCAGCCAUGCUGCGUACCUGCAGUCUUCGACCCUCUACCAAUUCUUUACUAUGUGGGAAGACAGCACAAGGUGGAGCAGUUGUCCAACAUGGUGGUGAGGAGCUGCAAGUGCAGUUAAAAUAGGACUUUAUAACAUUAUUUUUAUCUUCAAAAAGUGCUCCAUGGCACUAUCUCUCUCUGGAUCAUAAGCAAACACAAAGAUACAGUAGAUGGACAGAUAAAGUCUCACUGGGAAGGAAAAUCAGGAGCUGAGACAACUCACAAGGCUGGGAAAAGGAGAUAUGAGAGUGGCAAAAAAAUGGAGGGAAAAUGAAAGAAUAUCUUUGAAAAUGAGACUCUCAGCUAUGCCCCUCUACAAUGUCACAAGAGCACACAAAGACAUUCCGUUAAAGCAUUUCACAAAACAAGCUCAAUAUUAAACCAAAUAUAUGCUUUUUCAUUUUUUCAAUGUUUAUUUACAUUACUCAUACCCAUUAAUUUAUUGUGCUUGUUAAGUUCAUAAUUUGAUUGUACCAUGAGGGCAGCCGUGUAGCAUUGCAUGCCAAAUGUUCAAUGAGAAUUUCUAAUGGUGCUGUACUGAUAAAGGUAAUGUUGUCAAAGGAACAUCUAAUGUGUCAAUUAAUGCACAUUAAAGAGAAGUGUUUGCACUAAACAACGGAGG
This is a messenger RNA of Pimephales promelas (fathead minnow), 3158 nucleotides long. RefSeq names its product transforming growth factor, beta 1a (gene tgfb1a). NCBI's taxonomy places the organism in Eukaryota, Metazoa, Chordata, Actinopteri, Cypriniformes, Leuciscidae. Gene Ontology annotation, molecular function: transforming growth factor beta receptor binding; cytokine activity; growth factor activity. Gene Ontology annotation, biological process: transforming growth factor beta receptor signaling pathway; regulation of cell population proliferation. Gene Ontology annotation, cellular component: extracellular region. The record is from RefSeq and is a predicted model, not a curated record.